Drosophila grimshawi is the source of this 2093-nucleotide messenger RNA. RefSeq names its product serine/threonine-protein phosphatase 5 (gene PpD3). Gene Ontology annotation, cellular component: nucleus; cytosol. Gene Ontology annotation, molecular function: protein serine/threonine phosphatase activity; protein binding. NCBI's taxonomy places the organism in Eukaryota, Metazoa, Arthropoda, Insecta, Diptera, Drosophilidae. Bases 377 to 1924 code for a protein of 515 amino acids. The transcript has 8 exons. The record is from RefSeq and is a predicted model, not a curated record.
UUACAAAGCCCAGCUCAUAACAGCUGUUGCGACUUCUCAGGCAUAUCGAUAGUAGCAUAUGAAACGUUGUGCAGCACAGGUGAUUCCAACACAAUAACAUUUUAUGAAGUUUUCUGUCAUUAAUUUCGUUAUCAAACCAUAUAAAAUUAUUAGUACGUUUAGUCACACGAAUAUGUAUUUAUACAAUAACAUUGUUAUCAGCUCGAUAUGCUAGAAGUCAUAAAUGUUUUAAAAUUUCAACAAAUCGAUAAGUAGCGCCUAUCCGCUUGUUGCACAGCACUAUUCAUUUUAGCGUUUAUCAACUCUUAAGAAUUUGCAGACAGUAAAUAAUAUUAGAGAACAACUAGGCAGAAAAAAUUAUUAAUUAAAACAAAACAUGUCGUCGACCGAACUGGAAAUCCAACAGAAAUCUACGGAUAAUCAGCAGGAAGAAGUGCCCAAUGCAGAGAUUACCGCCACCAAAAACGAUUCAGUGCCGGAAGCAGGACAACAAGAUUUUGCCGCUGCUGAGCAGUGCAAAAAUAAGGGAAAUGAUUUGCUCAAAACCAAGGAAUUUUCGAAAGCCAUUGACAUGUAUUCCAAAGCCAUCGAACUAUACCCCAGCAGUGCAAUCUACUAUGCUAAUCGGGCGCUGGCGCAUUUGCGUCAGGAAAACUUCGGUCUGGCUCUGCAGGACGGCGUUUCUGCAGUCAAAACGGAUCCAAGCUACUUGAAGGGCUAUUAUCGGCGUGCAGCAGCUCACAUGUCCCUUGGCAAGUUCAAGCUGGCGCUAUCGGAUUUUGAAUACGUGGCCAAAUGCAGGCCCAAUGAUAAAGACGCUAAGCUAAAAUUUACCGAGUGCAGUAAAAUUGUGAAAAUGCGCGCCUUUGAGCGUGCUAUUGCAGUUGACAAGCCCGAGAAGACUCUCUCUGAAAUGUUCAGAGAUUUAGAGAACAUCACCAUUGAGGACGACUACAAGGGACCACAACUGGAGGAUGGUAAGGUUACUUUACAGUUCAUGAAAGACCUUAUGGAACACUAUAAGGCACAAAAGAGACUGCAUCGCAAAUUCGCCUAUAAGAUACUCUGUGACAUUGAUGUAUACAUGCGUGCACAACCGUCCCUGGUGGAUAUUAAGGUCCCAGAUGAGGAGAAGUUUACAAUUUGUGGCGAUAUUCAUGGCCAGUUCUAUGAUUUGAUGAACAUCUUUGAUAUAAACGGACUGCCAUCUGAAAAGAAUCCGUAUUUGUUUAACGGUGAUUUUGUCGAUAGAGGUUCAUUCUCUGUAGAAUGUAUAUUCACGCUGCUCGGCUUCAAGUUGCUGUAUCCCAACCAUUUCUUCUUGUCGCGCGGCAAUCACGAGAGCAUCAACAUGAAUCAAAUGUAUGGAUUUACGGGUGAGGUGACCGCCAAGUAUACUAGCACAAUGGCGGAUAUAUUUACGCAAGUAUUUAACUGGUUGCCGUUAUGCCAUUGCAUCAAUCAGAAGAUCCUGGUAAUGCAUGGUGGUCUCUUCUCGUCAAACAAUGUUACAUUGGAUAAAAUACGACGCAUUGAGCGCAACUGUCAACCACCAGAGGAGGGACUGAUGUGCGAGCUGUUGUGGUCCGAUCCGCAGCAAUGGAUGGGCCGUGGGCCAUCGAAGCGCGGCGUAGGCAUACAGUUCGGCCCGGACGUAACUGAAUCAUUCUGUGACCUCAACAAUUUGGACUACAUCAUUCGCAGUCAUGAGGUUAAAGAUAUGGGCUACGAGGUAGCCCACGAUGGUCAAUGUAUAACUGUCUUCUCAGCGCCAAACUAUUGUGAUACUAUGGGCAACAUGGGCGCAUUUAUAACAAUAACUGGUAACAAUUUAAAACCAAAUUUCAGAUCCUUUGAGGCUGUGCCACAUCCUGAUGUCAAGCCAAUGGCAUAUGCCAAUAGUCUAAUGAACUGGCUGGCGUAGUCAUAGCAAUCUGCUUCCUAUGCAUAUAACAAUAGCUAAGCACACUAUAAACUUCCCACAACCCCGGCCCACGCUUUAGAACCCACAAUCGCAUUAUAACGAACAAAACACACGGAUUCUUAAAUGCUCAAUAUACCUUUGUGCACACAGCUUGCCAGUUAUUCUACAA